AUGUGGGUCGAAGGUAAUGAAACUCCAAGUCUUGGCUCAGUACCAGUUACUGAAGGGAAGUUUGAAGACAUGCCAAAGAAUGCCCAACGCUUUGUAGCUAAAUGGGUUGGAAUUUGCAAACCAACAAGCGUGUACAUAUGUGAUGGAAGUGAAAAACAAAAAAAUGAGCUAAUUGAAAAACUGCUAAAGAAUGGUUCAAUGCAUAGAUUACCUCCGUACGAAAAUAAUUUUAUCACAUGUACAGAUCCUAAAGAUGUUGCUCGUGUUGAAUCUAAAACAUGGAUUUGUUCAGAACAUCAAAAAGAUACAGUACCUGAUGUUGCACCAGGUGUUAAAGGUGUUCUUGGCCAAUGGAUAUCACCAGAAAAUUUAAAUGUAGAAAUUAAAGAACGUUAUCCAGGCUGUAUGGAAGGUCAAGUAAUGUAUGUAAUACCAUUUAGUAUGGGUCCAGUUGGUUCACCAUUGAGUAAAGUUGGUAUUGAGAUAACUGAUAGUAUAUAUGUUGUUCUGUGUAUGACUAUUAUGACACGUAUGUGUCCAGAAGUAUGGAAAGUUAUCGAGUCUAGCAAAGAAUUUGUCCGAUGUGUACACAGUGUUGGAUGUCCCGCAUCAUCUACCCAUAAAAUUGUCAACAAUUGGCCGUGUAAUCCAGAGAAAACGCUUAUCUCACAUGUACCAAAAGAACGUCUUAUCAUGUCUUAUGGUAGUGGAUAUGGCGGGAAUUCUCUCCUGGGUAAAAAGUGCUUUGCUCUACGUAUUGCUGGUUGUAUUGCACAUGAUGAAGGCUGGCUGGCUGAACACAUGUUAAUUAUGUCUGUUACUAAUCCAAAAGGUGAGGAGAAGUUCAUCGCUGCUGCUUUUCCCAGCGCCUGUGGCAAAACAAAUAUGGCUAUGCUUGAACCAUCAUUACCUGGCUGGAAGGUGCAAUGUGUUGGUGAUGAUAUCGCUUGGAUGCGUUUCGAUGAACAUGGUGUUCUACGCGCCAUCAAUCCAGAGGCUGGUUUCUUCGGUGUUGCACCAGGAACAAAUGCCAAAACAAAUCCAAAUGCAUUGGCCACUUGUAUGAAGAACACCGUUUUCACGAAUAUUGCACAAACAAAAGACGGCCAUGUGUUUUGGGAAGGUCUUGAAGAUGAUUAUACUCCAGAUACUGAGAUUAUUACAUGGCUUGGUGACCACGUGAAAUUGUCAGAUAAAAGUCAUGAUCCUAAAGCCCACCCGAAUUCAAGAUUUUGUUGUCCAGCAAAACAAUGUCCAAUUAUUCAUCCUAAAUGGGAAGAUCCCAAGGGCGUACCGAUUUCAGCGAUUAUAUUCGGUGGUCGGAGACCUGAAGGUAUCCCACUGGUCUUACAAUCAUUUGAUUGGAAACAUGGUGUUAUGUUGGGUGCUGCGCUGAAAUCUGAAGCAACUGCAGCUGCUGAAUUUAAAGGCAAACAAGUAAUGCACGAUCCAAUGGCUAUGCGUCCUUUUGUUGGUUAUAAUUUUGGACAUUAUCUAGAUCAUUGGUUAAGUAUGGAUAAACCAUCGCAUAAAUUACCACUGAUAUUCCAUGUGAAUUGGUUCCGAUUAAAUAAACAAGGCAAAUUUGUAUGGCCUGGUUUCGGUCAAAAUAUUCGUGUCAUUGAUUGGAUAAUGAAACGUGUAAAUGGUGAAGAUAUCGGUGUACCAUCACCUAUCGGCAUUUUGCCUAAAAAGGGAACUAUUGAUUUCGAUGGAAUUAAAGCUGAUUGGGAUGAAAAUUUCUCCUUGCCAAAAGAUUAUCUCUUAGAAGAUGUUGAAGAGACAAUUAAAUACUUACAUGAACAAGUUGGUAAAGAUCUACCUGAAGUUAUUCAAAAAGAAUUAGACAAUCAACGUCAACGUAUUCAAACUCAACUUUAAUUCUACUCGAAUCAAUAAUUAUUGAUGAUAACAAUAACAGUAAUAAUAAUAAUAAUAAAAGCAAUAUUAUCAUGAAGCUAUUAUAUUGUCUUCAUGAAUAAGCAAUACAUCGAAGUCAGGUUUUUAUUUUCUUUCUAAUUUGAUCUAUUUCAAAUCAUAAAAUGAACGUCAAUCAAAUUCGAAUGAACUUGAUUUUUAAUUUUUGUUUCCUGUAACUGUCCUUUUCGUUUAUCUUCACAUAUUUUCUGUCGUCGCUUUCAGUCAACUUAGUCACUGUUGUUGAUCUUGUUGUUGUCGAUGUUUCUGUUGUUGCUGAUCCCUUCUGUCUUUUUUUUCUGAUCGCAUUUGUGUUUUUUUUCAUUUUACAUAUUUAUGUUAAAUGCUCAAGGGUUUUUUUUGUCUGUUUUAAUUGUACUAACUGCUUCUGCUACUAGUACUACGAUUACGACUACUACUAAUUUUUAUGAUUUUCUUUAUAUGAAGCACUAGAUCAAUUAGUUGAAUUAAUUAAUAUACACAAAUAAAAUAUUCAAUUAUA
This is a messenger RNA of Trichobilharzia szidati, 2419 nucleotides long. The record is from the annotation of a GenBank genome assembly. NCBI's taxonomy places the organism in Eukaryota, Metazoa, Platyhelminthes, Trematoda, Strigeidida, Schistosomatidae.